Molecule: messenger RNA, 302 nt
Organism: Racocetra persica
Lineage: Eukaryota; Fungi; Glomeromycota; Glomeromycetes; Diversisporales; Gigasporaceae
Source: the annotation of a GenBank genome assembly
GGAUACUUCUGAUUCUUGCCAGUUACUUCCAAUAGAAUCAACAAACCUAGCAAACUCAGGAUCAUUUGCAUUACGUAUAGCGCUUUUUCCUGCACCUUUAACUAUGGGUGCUACUUGCCUAAAGUCUCCAGCUCCUAUAAAUGGUUUUCUUCCAAACGGUUCAUCGGUGCAACAGAUUUGUCUGAGGAGAAGGUCAACGCUCUCUAGUAUAGCCUUAUUUGCCAUUGGUAGUAUUCGAAAUAAUGAGUGGGCUGUGCGACCACCUUCAUAUAAUAAUGCUGCUAAUGCUGUGGUCCCACAUG